AUGGCUUGGCCAAAUCCUUUCCGCCGAAAUGAUGAAAAUACUCGCAACGCUUGGGGGUACACCUUUCAAUGGACUCCUGAGCAUCUUACAGAAGAACAAAUGCAUCCCAUGAAGUUUUCAUAUGAUGUACUGGCUGGAGAAUGUUUAACUCGUCUAGAUAACAUAUCGCCACCCACGUCUGGAGAAUUACCAAGAAAUCAAAGCAUCCUUCCGGAUCAAAAGGAAGGCAAGGAGAAACCCAAAAGAGACUUGUACGCUUUGUUGAGAGAUCAUUUUUCUGAGGAUGAAAAAUUGGGAGAAUUAUGGAAAGAGGUUAACACAAUACCGGAUUGGGUUCUUGCAUAUCAAUCGUUGCUAGGGGGAAUGGGUGCAGCUAGAGUUACAGAGGUUCUAGCUAGGACUGGAGGCUUUUCUACAAAGUCAGCGAGAAGAAGAAUGUUUGAAACAACUCAGCACAUUCUCCAGGUAACGGAAUCCAUUGAAGCCAUCAAACCCGGUGGUGCCGGCCACAUAUCCUCUAUAAAAGUCCGCCUCCUCCACGCCGCUGUCCGUCGCCGGAUUCUUGCCCUAGCCAAAGAAAAACCCUCCUAUUAUUCCAUAGAAGAAUAUGGUAUCCCAAUCAAUGAUCUCGACAGUAUAGCAACCAUCGGCACCUUCUCCACAACCCUGAUAUGGCUCUCCUUUCCUCGCCAAGGGAUUUUCCUCCGCUCCCAAGAAAUAACCGACUACAUCGCUCUCUGGCGUCUCGUCGCUCACUACCUCGGCACCCCAACAACUUAUUUCUCCUCUCCCACCUCCGCAAAAAAUAUCAUGGAAUCUAUCCUCCUAACCGAAAUAUCACCCUCCCCAACCUCUGUAAUCCUCGCUAACAACAUAAUCCUAUCCCUCCAAAACCAACCUCCUGCCUACCCCUCCCGCUCCCUCCUAGAAGCCAACGCCCGCUGGCUAAACGGCACCGAACUAUCCAACGCCCUCGGACUCGGCAACCCAUCUCUUUACUACUGGUCACUCGUAGCAGGCCAAUGCAUCCUAUACAUAACAAUAAGUUACGUCUAUAGAAGCAUCGACUACCUCGAUCGCAAACAGAUCAAAUUCCUAAGAAGAGUCUUGCCAAUGGUGAUACAUAGUCCAACGAUUGGAUUAGCAACCCAAACGGAUUUCGCGCUGCAGUAUGUUCCGGAAUUCGACACGAAGACGGAACUUGGGGAGUAUGUGGUGGGCAUAAAGCAGAGUGGUGGUGUUGAGAGGAGGUAUUUGAAGGCUUUGAUUUGGGCGCUGGCGGGGAUGGGAAUCGGUGGUUGGCUUGUUUGGAAAGGGGUGGGGGGUGUUGUGAGGGGUUUAUUGGCUGUGGGGAGGCGUGUGGUUUGGUUGUGGGGAUGA
Messenger RNA from Sclerotinia sclerotiorum 1980 UF-70, 1380 nucleotides. RefSeq lists its product as hypothetical. The transcript has 3 exons. Bases 1 to 1380 code for a protein of 459 amino acids. The record is from RefSeq and is a predicted model, not a curated record. Lineage: Eukaryota; Fungi; Ascomycota; Leotiomycetes; Helotiales; Sclerotiniaceae. Gene Ontology annotation, molecular function: oxidoreductase activity.